GAUCCACCACCAAGCCGGGUUCUAAAGAGAUAGCACAGCUGAGGGGGCGCGGCUGGGACGUUCCGGGGGGCCGGGUGCCCGGGGCAGCGGAAGGUGACCAGGCAACGGGACCAACGGAUUAGACCCACCGCCUGGAAGGGGAUUGGAGAAGCGCCAACCCCGAGCAGACGUGCAACUGACCCGGACUGGGGACUAGAGACCGCUCAGCGCUGGGGCGCGGAGGCGCGGCGCCCUCGGGUGUCCUCUGGCGGCGCCGGGAGCAGGUGGACAGGUCCUCGCCCCCGGCGGCGCCCUCUCGCGCUGUCGCCGGGCCCGGGCUCGCGCUUAUAGCCAUGGGCCCGGGUCCCCGCCGCACGCACCGCGACCCUCUCUGGCUUCUGUACGCGCUCGCCUUGAUGGUGGCGGUGGGCGGCCGCGUCGCCUCCGCCUUCAACCUGGACACCCGAUUCCUGGUGGUGAAAGAGGCGGAGAACCGGGGCAGCCUCUUCGGUUACUCAGUCGCCCUCCAUCGGCAGACGGAGCGACAGCAGCGCUACCUGCUCCUGGCUGGUGCUCCCCGGGAUCUCGCUGUGCCUGAUGGCUAUACCAACCGGACUGGUGCUGUGUACCUGUGCCCCCUCACCAACCUCAAGAAUGAUUGUGAGCGGAUGGAUAUCUCAGAGAAAAGUGACCCUGACCAUCACAUUAUUGAGGACAUGUGGCUUGGGGUGACUGUGGCCAGCCAGGGUCCUGCAGGAAGAGUUCUGGUCUGUGCCCACCGCUAUACCCAGGUGCUGUGGUCAGGGAUGGAGGACCAGAGGCGCAUGGUGGGCAAGUGCUACGUGCGGGGCAAUGAUCUACAGCUGGACUCCAGUGAUGACUGGCAGACCUACCAUAAUGAGAUGUGCAACAGCAACACUGACUACUUGCAGACCGGCAUGUGCCAGCUGGGCACCAGUGGCGGCUUCACCCAGAACACUGUGUUCUUCGGUGCCCCUGGAGCCUAUAACUGGAAAGGAAACAGUUACAUGAUUCAGCGGAAGGACUGGGAUUUAUCUGAAUAUAGCUAUAAAGACCCAGAGGAUCAAGGAAACCUCUAUAUUGGGUAUGCUGUGCAGGUAGGCAGCGCCAUCCUCCACCCCACGAACAUCACUGUUGUGGCGGGUGCCCCACGGCACCAACAUAUUGGUGCUGUCUUCUUGCUGAGCCAGGAGACAGGUGGAGACCUGCGGAGGAGGCAGGUGCUGGAGGGCACGCAGGUGGGCGCGUAUUUUGGCAGCGCCAUUGCUCUGGCAGACCUGAACAAUGAUGGGUGGCAGGACCUCCUGGUGGGUGCUCCUUACUACUUUGAGCGGAAAGAGGAGGUAGGGGGUGCCGUCUAUGUCUUCAUGAACCAAGCAGGCACCUCUUUCCCUGACCAACCCUCUCUCCUGCUUCAUGGACCCAGUCGGUCUGCUUUCGGCCUCUCUGUGGCCAGCAUUGGUGACAUCAACCAGGAUGGAUUCCAGGACAUUGCUGUGGGAGCACCGUUUGAGGCCUUGGGCAAGGUGUACAUCUAUCACAGCAGCUCCAGGGGGCUCCUCAGGCAGCCUCAGCAGAUAAUCCAUGGAGAGAAACUAGGUUUGCCUGGCUUGAGCACCUUUGGCUACUCUCUGAGUGGGAAGAUGGACGUGGAUGACAACUUCUACCCAGACCUGCUAGUAGGGAGCCUAUCAGACCACAUCGUGCUGCUGCGAGCCCGACCUGUCAUCAACAUUCUCCACAGGACUUUGGUGGCCAGGCCAGCUGUUCUGGACCCCUCACAUUGCACAGCUACCUCCUGUGUGCAGGUGGAGCUGUGCUUUGCCUACAACCAGAGUGCUGGGAACCCCAACUACAGGCGGAACAUUACUCUGGCCUACACACUGGAGGCUGACAGGGACCGCCGUCCACCCAGGCUCCGUUUUGCCCGCAGCCAGUCAGCUGUCUUCCAUGGCUUCUUCUCCAUGCCUGAGAUGCGCUGCCAGACACUGGAGCUGCUGCUGAUGGACAACAUUCGUGAUAAACUCCGUCCCAUCGUUAUUUCCAUGAAUUACUCUUUACCCUUACGGAUGCCUGAGUAUCCCAAGCUGGGGCUGAGGUCUCUGGAUGCCUACCCAGUCCUCAACCAGGCGCAGGCUCUGGAGAACCACACCGAGGUCCACUUCCAGAAGGAGUGUGGUCCAGACAACAAGUGCGACAGCAACCUCCAGAUGCGCGCAGCUUUCGUGUCUGAACAGCUGCAUCCGCUGAGCAGGUUCCUGUAUAGCAGAGACACUAAGAAACUACUCUUGAGCAUCAAUGUGACCAAUAUCCCAAGCCAUGAGCGGGCUGGGGAGGAUGCCCACGAGGCGCUACUCACCCUGGAGGUGCCUUCUGCUCUGCUACUGUCCUCAGUGCGCCCGUCUGGGACCUGCCAAUCUAAUGAGACCAUCCUGUGUGAACUAGGAAACCCCUUCAAACGGAACCAGAGGAUGGAGCUGCUUAUUGCCUUUGAGGUCACUGGAGUGACUCUGCACACAAGGGACCUUCAGGCACAGCUGCAGCUUUCCACGUCAAGUCACCAGGACAACCUGCAGCCCAUGACCCUGACUCUGCAGGUGGACUACACGCUCCAGGCCUCACUCAGCAUGAUGAAUCAUCGACUACAGAGCUCCUUUGGUGGGACUGUGAUGGGUGAGGCUGGCAUGAAAACCGUGGAGGAUGUGGGAAGUCCCCUCAAAUAUGAAUUCCAGGUGAGCCCAGUGGGGGAGGGGCUGGCAGCCUUGGGCACGCUGGUCCUAGGUAUUACAUGGCCCUAUGAAGCUGCCAAUGGAAAGUGGCUGUUGUACCCUACGGAGAUCAUCAUCCAUGGCAAUGGGUCCUGGCCUUGCAAGCCACCUGGAGACCUUGUCAACCCUCUCAACCUUACUCUUGCUGAUCCUGGAGACAAGCCACCAUCUCCACAGCGCAGGCGGAGACAGCUGGACCCAGAGGGAGGCCAGGAUUCCCUACCUGUCACACUAGCUGCUGCCAAAAAAGCCAAGUCUGAGACUGUGUUGACCUGUGCUACUGGCCGUGCCCACUGUGUGUGGCUAGAAUGCCCCAUUCCUGAUACCUCCAGCAUUACCAACGUGACCGUGAAGGCACGGGUGUGGAACAGCACCUUCAUUGAGGAUUACAAAGACUUUGACCGAGUCAGGGUAGAUGGCUGGGCUACUUUAUUCCUGCGAACCAGCAUCCCUACCAUCAACAUGGAAAACAAGACCACAUGGUUCUCGGUGGACAUUGACUCUGAACUGGUGGAGGAGCUGCCUGCUGAGAUUGAGCUGUGGCUGGUGCUUGUGGCUGUGAGUGCUGGACUGUUGCUGCUGGGCCUCAUCAUCCUCCUGCUGUGGAAGUGCGGCUUCUUCAAGCGAGCCCGCACUCGCGCCCUGUAUGAAGCUAAGAGGCAGAAGGCUGAGAUGAAGAGCCAGCCGUCAGAGACGGAGAGGCUGACCGACGACUACUGAGGGGGGGCAGACCCUGACCCCGGCCCACCUGGUGUGACUUCUUUAAGCGAACCCGCUACUACCGAAUCAUGCCCAAGUACCAUGCAGUACGUAUCCGUGAGGAGGAGCGCUACCCACCCCUGGGGAGCACCCUGCCCACUAAGAAGCACUGGGUCACCAGCUGGCAGAUUCGAGAUCGAUACUACUGAUGCCUUCCCUGACAUCCCUCUCAGUAUCCCCUUCCUCCUAUUUAUCAUAAGUUAUGACUCUGACAGUCCUCAGGGGACACACAUUUGGCUGGCACCAGCAGGCUCAGGGGCAUACCCCUUUUCGGGGCAAGCAUGUUUUCUGGGGUCCUAGGAUCUCCUUCAAGACCUCGCAAUGCUGAGCACACCAUAGCUCCGUGCCCUGGACACACACAGGGCCCAUUGCUCGUGGCCAGUUCUCAUGUACCAUGGAGGGUGCCAUGUUCCAGCCUGGCUGUGCCAAAACAAAGCCGAAUGGCUUUUACUGGAGCCAGGAGGAAAAAAUUCCCAAUGUGGUGACACAUCCCCCUCCACACUGGAUCCACCUUGAGCCACUGUCACAGGACAGACUUUCGCUGCCCAGAGUAAAACUACUGACAAGAAGCAGCCCAUCGGGUCCAGCUGUAACUCCUGGCACACAUCGGAGAGCAGGGUCCUGCCGGGGCUAUCCGAGGGAUGCUCGCAUGAUCUACCUGCUCAGACCCAGGAGCAGUGAGCUACAAAGCAGGUCCCUAGAAUGGCUUUAUAAAUGGAUCUCUUCUUGGCCACAGAUGGAGGGAGCUGGCAGGAAACUCAGCCCAAAGGAACAUAGAGAAACCAUGAAUAGCUUGGACACACUGUGCCGGGACUGACCUGGAGCAUGGUGGCCUCCUUUAGAGAUCAGGGGACCAGUCCUGGCCCAGCAGGUAUUGACACGGUGCAGAGGAGAAACUUCUGACCUGUCACUACCACCUCAGCCUGGGCAAGGCCUGAAGAGACUCUACAAGACCAUUUGGGGUGAUACUUGAAUGUAGAGCAGGGGAGAGCCCAACCCCUGCUCCAGCUGGCCAGACUCAACUCUGCUCCCCUUGAUCAUGAAGGUGAUGUUCUGGGCUGCCUGUGGAUUUCUGAGCAACCUAGCUCAACCUCCUCCUGGGGGCUGCGUCCCAAGGCCCAUUCUAGCAUUGAUGGCUAAUUCCCAGGUCCUCUCCUGACCUCUACCCACAGGCAGGCCCGCUUCCCAACCCUGCCCCUCCACGGUACUGUAGCAGCCCCUAUCCCUUGUGCCUUCUUUGUAUAUGGGCUUCUCACUACAACCAAUAAACAGCUCCCAAUUUGUA
Nannospalax galili (Upper Galilee mountains blind mole rat) is the source of this 4812-nucleotide messenger RNA. RefSeq names its product integrin subunit alpha 3 (gene Itga3). Bases 333 to 3488 code for a protein of 1051 amino acids. The transcript is spliced from 26 exons. Gene Ontology annotation, molecular function: integrin binding. Gene Ontology annotation, biological process: integrin-mediated signaling pathway; cell-matrix adhesion; cell-cell adhesion. Lineage: Eukaryota; Metazoa; Chordata; Mammalia; Rodentia; Spalacidae. The record is from RefSeq and is a predicted model, not a curated record. Gene Ontology annotation, cellular component: integrin complex; external side of plasma membrane.